This is a messenger RNA of Diprion similis, 2806 nucleotides long. RefSeq names its product PRKCA-binding protein (gene PICK1). The transcript is spliced from 6 exons. Gene Ontology annotation, biological process: dendritic spine maintenance; intracellular protein transport; positive regulation of receptor internalization. Gene Ontology annotation, cellular component: postsynaptic density; neuron projection; postsynaptic early endosome. Lineage: Eukaryota; Metazoa; Arthropoda; Insecta; Hymenoptera; Diprionidae. The coding region runs from base 292 to 1758 and encodes 488 amino acids. The record is from RefSeq and is a predicted model, not a curated record. Gene Ontology annotation, molecular function: protein kinase C binding; protein domain specific binding; phospholipid binding.
UCAAUGAAUUGCAAAUGUCAAGUCAAACGUCAGAUUCAGCCAAGUUGAGCCAAGUUAAAGGCGGCAAUUGAACGUAUUUGAUAAAAUCGAAAGAAGCCCCAAAAGGAUUUGAGAAAAUAAUUGAACUCGUGAGAAUAGGAAAGUAUCCGCCGACCAGAGAGUGUCGCAGCGUUCAAAGUGACCUGUACAGUAAUUACCGAGGAAUCAAUCCCUACCAAUAUAUUUUAUACGAUCUGCAUAAGUUUUAUACGAAUAUAAUAUAAAAUAUACAACCUAAAUAAGGUUAGCAACAUGGAAUUUGAGGACGACUUUUUCUUCGAGGAGGAUAAAAUUCUAACGAACAGCUUCUUAUCGCCUUCAGACACAAUACCUUCCACCAAUGCAAAUGGAGUCAACGAAGAUCUCGGUAUUUCUUUAACAGCUCUGCCUCGGGCUAACAUCGAACUGCAUCAGCUGACCAUGAUGGAAGACCGCAUUCCAGACAUAGAACUGGUCGCACGAGACAGAGUCGCCACUGUCACCCAGCUGCCUAGCAGCCAACUGGGGAUGACCAUAACGUCGGGGAAUGUCGUGAUUCAGAAAGACAGCAGCAAUUUAAUCGGGAUCAGCAUUGGAGGUGGAGCUCCACUUUGCCCUUGUCUUUACAUUGUCCAAGUGUUUGACAACACGCCAGCUGCUGCAGAAGGUACGCUGCAAUCCGGUGACGAACUUGUUGCAGUUAAUGGGGCCUCUGUUAAGGGAAAGACCAAAGUUGAAGUGGCAAAAAUGAUUCAGGCUUGUGAUGGACAAGUCAGCAUCAAUUACAACAAACUCCAUGCUGACCCAAGGCAAGGACGAUCCCUUGAUAUCGCUCUGAAAAAGGUCAAGCACAGACUGGUCGAGGGAAUGGGGAGUGCCACAGCAGAUGCCUUGGGCUUGUCCCGAGCUAUAUUAUGCAAUGAUGCGUUGGUUCAACGAUUGGCUGCUCUGCAACGGACUGAAAAUUUAUACAGAGGUUUAGUGGUCCAUGCAAAAGCCACUCUACGAGCUUUUUUCGAUCUCACUCAAGUAUAUAAAGCAUUUGGUGAUGCUUUUGCGGCCAUUGGGGUAAGGGAGCCUCAACCACGUGCGAGCGAAGCGUUCAGGCAAUUCGGUGAACAACAUAGACAGAUGGAAAAGUUCGGAGUAGCGAUGCUAAAAGCGGUGAAACCCAUUUUGAGUGACCUUGGAACAUAUCUUCAUAAAGCCAUUCCGGACACGAGAUUAACGAUCAGUAAAUACGCGGACGCCAAAUUCGAGUACCUCUCUUAUUGCCUGAAAGUUAAAGAGUUAGACGACGAGGAGCAGAGUUACGCAGCGCUCCAGGAGCCGCUGUACCGUGUAGAGACCGGCAACUAUGAAUAUCGACUUGUUUUGCGAUGCCGACAGGAGGCGAGAUCGAAAUUCGCUAAGCUCAGGUCCGAUGUUCUCGUGAAACUCGAAUUGCUCGAUAAUAAACACGUUCAAGACGUCGUAUGGCAGCUGCAAAAGUUUGCCUCUGGAUUAGCUAAGUGUCACGCUGAAAGCAGGGACCUCCUAUCAGAGUCUACCUUGUUUCCCGUCGAGGUCGACCUAUCGCGAUCGGCAUUUCAGUACAAAACUACAGGACCGCUUCAGUCUUCGGUGGAUAGUGAAGACGGGGAUGAUGAAGAAGACGCGAAAGCGAAUGAAAAUGACGAAACACCGAUGCUAGAUAUCCAGGAAACUGUACUCUUGUCCACAGAGCCAAACCAGUUCUAGCGAUAUCUCAAAAACCAAUGAGAAUUACGCGUACUCUUUAGAUCCUUUUAUUCUAUUACUUUGUUGCAUAAGCUAUCACUUAAAAGUAAAUGAAGUUCAGACAAGUCCCGGCAGUUGUUACACUUUUAUUCGGUAUGUAGCUCGAGUCAUACGGUUUGUCUUAUUUGUUUACAGACGAUUCAAAGAGAUUGCCAACGAAAAAGGUAAAUUAUAAUUUAUACCAUAAAAAAACUACAGAUUUCUGUAGAAUUCCGUCUCUCAGCUUGCUUAAAUUUAGCGUAGGAAUAGCUUUUUUAAUUUCCUUUAGUUUCAUGAAUUGUAGUCUUUAAGACUAGUCAUUCACAAAACUGAAAAACAAGCUCUUAGGUGUAACUUUUCUGUUGUUUUUCUUUCUGGUACCAAAUAUUUUCUUGAAUACUGGUACUGAGUAUCAGUGAGAAAGUUUUUGCACAGUUGACAUUAAAUUGAUGAAAUCGUUACAUUACUUUCAGACAGUAUUGACGUAAAGCUAAAUAUAAUCCCACGUUUCAUUUUACUUGAUUACUUAUCAAGAAUUACCGCGACGUAUUGAUUAUUAAUUUAUUCGAAGCUCUUAAAUUUCGUGUGUGAUUAAAAUAAGAUUAUAAUAAAAGUAAAAUACUAGUAAAAGAAGGACAUUAAUGAGGGAAAGUGAUGAAUUUUCUACAUUCGUUUCGUAUGGAAGCUAGUCAAAAAUAAAAUGAUUUACUUUUGGAGCCGACUGUUACUUCGACUUUCAAGUGUAACGAGAAUCACGUGUUCUCAUUUUCCAUCGCUUCUUUUUUCCGGUAGUAUGUAUGAGUAUAUACAUACAUACAUUCGUGACAGCAUGUACAUUUAGUGAGAUGAAAUUUGAAGAGGCCGUGAUUAACUCCAGGGAUAGUCUGCAUUGGGUAGAUACGGCAAAAAAUAUAUCACACCACCAGCAUACGUAUAUGCAGAAGUGUACAUCCUUGCGCGGCAACAUGUAUAUUCAACAAUUAUUUAUAGCAAAGAGUAAGACCAAUAAAGCAUAAAUUGAUGAAAAACA